Pipra filicauda (Wire-tailed manakin) is the source of this 3848-nucleotide messenger RNA. It is a transcript of the gene HAUS8, whose product is annotated as HAUS augmin like complex subunit 8. The coding region runs from base 76 to 1128 and encodes 350 amino acids. Lineage: Eukaryota; Metazoa; Chordata; Aves; Passeriformes; Pipridae. The record is from RefSeq and is a predicted model, not a curated record. The transcript is spliced from 11 exons.
GGCUGAGGCGUCUCAGGGCUGAGGGGGAGGGACCUCCGCCCGGCCCCUUCGCUCUCCCGCUACUGCCUUGGCAGGAUGUCUGCGCACAGGAGAGACCCCGGCACCGCGGCGGCGGGCGGACAAGCGCCUGUAGCUAAGCGGAAAGGAGGAAGAACGGUGCAGUCUCGUUACCUGCAGUACGACAAGAAGAACACCGAGAAGGGUGCUUCAGCAAGUUCCUCUUCAUUGUGUGCUGCCCCACCAUCUUCUGCAGCUAAACCAAAAUCAGUUCUUUCUCAGAAACAUGAAACUUCUGUUGGUGUUGGCCAUAGCUUAAGUCAGAGUAUCUUUGAGAAUGGUGACUUGCAGUCCACCUUAUUAGAUGAAGAAAAAAUUAAAAGACCGGACCUUGAUCUCUCAGCUAUUAAUGAUAAAACUGUCCACAAGAAGAGUGAUUGUUCAGAAUCAGCUGAAGAAGGAGAUGCAUGGACACAGACAGAGAAAACUGGAGCAGAAACUGAUUCCAGUGAUUCAAUGACAGAGCUGGAAUCUGAGACACUGCUUUUAACUUACUUAAGAAUAGAGACAGGAAAAAAUCUUGCCAAGCUGGAGGAAAAAGCAGAAAAAAACUUGAUGAUGUUGUCUGAAGAAAAGCAGAGACAACAGGAGAAGCUCUUGGAGUUGAAACGUGAAAUUCUGCUUAAAGAGAGAGAGCAGAAGCUCAGUGAAGCAUUAGACAAACAGAUUGAAGUGCUGUCUCCUCUCGUUCCUGUCUGUGAACAGUUUCAAAAGCAAUAUAAAAGCUUUGCAGCUUCCCUGGAUACCACUAGACAUGAAUUACCUAUAAAGAACAUUCACAUAGAAGGAGAUAAGCAAGCAUAUCUUGGUGAACUGGGAAAGCAAUUAAAGAUCACACGGGAGCUUCUGACAGAAAUUAUGCCAAGCCACUCAGAAGACUGUGCAAAAGCACUUACUGCACUGAAAGAGCUUAAAGAAGUGUCUCAGAAACUGGAUGAAGAGCUUCAAAGGAGCUUCAGAGAAGUGCAGAACCUGUCGUUUGAAGUCAGUAAAGAAGUUUCUCUGCAUAACCAAAGUGCAUGUGAAGAGAAGCACGGGCUAGAUGUUGUGAAACGCUGGUAUUUCAACUAAGUUUCUGUAUAGUUUUACUGCUGGAGAUGCCUGUUUUCCUGGAAGGAGGAUCAGUCUGGUUUCCACCACUGUGGACUGAUGCAUUCUCUAUUAAGCCUUUACCCUGGGGAGCUUCCAAGAGUGUGGCAAAGCCUGGGACAUUUGUUUUGCAGUUAUCGGUUUCUGUAUUUGCUAUCUCUGUUUGGCUGUCCCAGAAACACAAAGGGAGAACUAAACUUGGAGUUAAAGAAUGAGUGUGGCUUUUUUACCAUGAAUAUAAUACUAUAAAAAUUAAUUAAGGCUUUAUUCUUGUCUGGUGCUAUGUAAUGACUGAGACAAACGAUUUUCCAUUGGGGAGUGGGGACAAAUGAUUCUGGAAACUGAGGACUUGUUCUUUAUUUCUCGCCCACCUUCUACUGAAAUCUAGUGCUUACAGGACUUGACACAAAGCUGAAUAAGUAAUAGCCUUGGGUUUAGUACAGUAUCUUUUCUGUGCACGAUUUACAUAUAUACUCUCAAAAUCUUUAAAUAAGUGAGUAUUACCUUUUAUAGAUCUGAUCUGAUCAUCUAUGUGACAGGUUGGUGACAGCAGUUAUGCUGAGGCAAUGAACAAGGGCUAAUUAUUAAUGGGGUGGUCCUACCACUUGAUUCUUUGGAGUAAUCUCACUGAUUUGAAUUUUGCAGUUGGAGGGGGGAUCCAAAAGGAUUCACAGCACUCAAAAAUUAACAUUUUUUGUUUGACAAAUAUCUGUCUGAUAAUUUUCACAUUGCAUAGUUUAUUUAUGAGGUAGAUGGGACAUCGGGGCGAUAAUUUCUUCUGUAGAGAAGUGACAAGAUUGUACAAGGGGUCAGGAUGUAAAUUAGAUCUAGUCAGAACCCAUAUAGGUGUAUUCGCACCUUCUUCUCUUAACUGCUGUCCCUCCCUCACCUUUCUGACACCAGUAUGGCCCCACAUGUUUUCAAGUGCCUGAGAUUCCUCAAACUUCAUGAGGAGCAGAAUUACGCAUUCAGUAAACGAGUAAAAAUCCUAGCUAUGCACAGUGGGUGAAUAUGACCCAUGGAUCUGACUGAUGAAUAGUUUUUUUAUACAUGAGCAGUUCUUACAGCUUUUAAACUCCUUAACCAUUCCCAGAUGUGGGUUGCAGGCGGCUGCUGGAAUUCCAACACCUGUUGCAUCACACUGAAUGGGAUUCAUUUUGGCAAGCACAGAAAAUUCCAUUUCAGUAAGUAAAUAGUUUGAAAUUAUAUCUAAAGCCUCCUUUUAUUUUCAGACGAAGCUGAUUCCAGCCUUAUUUACAGGAUUGCACAUACUUUCAUAAUUAGAAGAUGGUUUGCUUUAGAGGUUGUAAUUGCCUGAGAUUUCUUGUACUCAGUAAAUGUCAAACAGAAAUUCUUCAGUUUAGAAGAAAUCUCACCUUUAAAAAAGUUAGUUAUUCCAAAGGGCUCUAUUCCACAUAAGGGGAAUUUCUAGCUGUGCUUUUUGAAAUGUAGAAAUACACAUUUGUGUAUUAUUCUGAAGAUGAUGGAGCUCCAUUUUAGAGCUACACUUUGCUCCAUUUAUCAAUUCAUUGCUGAAUCCUGUUGCUUCUUUCGAGUCCUUACCCAGAGCUUUCUCAAAGAUGAAAUGUGGGUGACAGGAUGGGUGUUCAGUGGCACUUGGUGAUUUUUUUGGUACAUAUCCUGCAGAUCUCAAGUAUGAGUCUGUAAUGAACCAUUUGUGGUUUGCUCUAGAAAAGUAUGUGUAGAGAUAAUUAUUUUUUCGAAAGCAUGAUGAUGCUUCAGCCCAAACAUACCUGAUCUCUGCAGGGCUUCUAUCAAAGUCAGUAGUUUGGUUGGUGAGAUAUUGUACUUUAGUUUGAGGCUGCCAUACCAUGAGAACAGCAGAGGUGCUUCAUUUUCAUUUUUUGCCUCCUUUAAUAUGAUGAAUAUGAUGAAGCUGAAAAAGAAUUUGGAAUUAGCAGGUUUUGCUUUUUCUUUAGUUUGUCUCAAAAACCCCGAACAAACAAACAAACAAAAAACCAAACCCAAAACGUUCCCCCUUUAAUGUACUUUCUAAUAAGUUCCUUCUCACAGUGCAUGGUUUCCUUGGGAAGUGAUCCCUGUGGUUCUAGAGUCUAGUCUUGUCUAAUUUGUCAAAAUGUGUUCAUUCUUCUUCUAGAUUUGUUCUGCCUCUCCACAAAAAUAAGGCAGGGCUGGUUUAGGUUAGAUUUAAGUAGGAAAAUGUAACCAUGUCUAGCAGUGUUAUCCACUAUUGAAGAUAAUCUGAAUUUAUCAAAAACCUACUGAGUUAAUGAUUUUAUUUUAAAGAGAAGACAUAUUAAAGUAAGUUUCAAAUAAGAUAAAAAUUUAGGCACCAUUUAUUUAUCUCCUGGUUAAGGACCGAUCAGCCUCUGAGUCCUGUUGCUGGAAUUGUCGGGGAAUCCUUGUUCCUUUUGAUGACUAUGUGCUUUUAGGGAAUGGAUUGCCUUGCAGAAAAUGUGGUAGCUAGGAAUGACAGUGCUGAAAUAUAUGGUAGCUGAAAUUAUUUCAAGAUGGAGAAAAAUAACAGCAGCUUUAGCAACUUGCUCUUUUUCUUGUCAGAAGCCAGAAGGAAGGGACUUUGGGAAACUCUUGAGCUGACUUGGAUACAAAUGUGUAUUUUUGCUAAAUAAAAUGCUGGGGUCCAUACCUGUUAUUUUGAGAAGAAAUGAAACUGAGGGUCAAAUAUUGGAGCCAACCUAGAAUAAAAGGUUGUAAUUUUU